Messenger RNA from Chanos chanos (milkfish), 3798 nucleotides. RefSeq names its product polymerase (RNA) III (DNA directed) polypeptide B (gene polr3b). Gene Ontology annotation, biological process: DNA-templated transcription. Gene Ontology annotation, molecular function: DNA binding; DNA-directed RNA polymerase activity; ribonucleoside binding. Bases 21 to 3419 code for a protein of 1132 amino acids. NCBI's taxonomy places the organism in Eukaryota, Metazoa, Chordata, Actinopteri, Gonorynchiformes, Chanidae. The transcript has 28 exons. The record is from RefSeq and is a predicted model, not a curated record.
UGCCUUGGGAAGUCCAAAUCAUGGAGAUGCUUGAAGAGGACUUCGGGGACAUGUCGCCCCAGCAACUGGCGGCACCUGUCAGUACGGUUGAGGAAAAAUGGAAGCUUCUCCCAGCCUUUCUGAAGGUUAAAGGCUUGGUGAAGCAGCACAUAGACUCCUUUAAUUAUUUCAUCAACGUAGAGAUUAAAAAAAUCAUGAAAGCUAAUGAAAAGAUUACCAGCGAUGCUGACCCAAUGUGGUACCUGAAGUAUCUUAAUAUUUAUGUUGGAAUGCCAGAUGUUGAAGAGAGCUUUAAUGUUACCAGACCAGUGUCCCCACAUGAGUGUCGUCUGAGAGACAUGACCUACUCAGCACCCAUCACAGUGGACAUAGAGUACACCAGAGGGUCUCAGAGGAUUAUUCGGAAUGCCCUUCCCAUUGGAAGGAUGCCUAUCAUGCUGCGCAGUUCUAACUGUGUCCUAACCGGAAAGACUCCUAUGGAGUUCUCCAAACUCAACGAAUGUCCUCUAGACCCAGGGGGCUACUUUAUUGUGAAGGGUCAAGAGAAAGUCAUUCUGAUUCAGGAACAGCUGUCCAAAAACAGGAUCAUCGUGGAGCAAGAUCGCAAAGGCGCAGUGGGAGCGUCCGUUACAAGCUCCACCCAUGAGAAGAAGAGUAGGACAAACAUGAUUGUGAAAAAGGGUCGUUUCUACCUCAAACACAACACCCUGUCUGAGGACGCUCCCAUCGCCAUCAUAUUCAAGGCCAUGGGUGUGGAGAGUGACCAGGAAAUUGUUCAGAUGAUAGGCACAGAGGAGCACGUGAUGGCUGCUUUUGCCCCGAGCCUGGAAGAGUGCCAGAAAGCUCAGAUUUUCACCCAGACACAGGCGCUGAAAUAUAUCGGGAAUAAAGUCCGUCGACAGCGGAUGUGGGGUGGGCCGAAGAAAACCAAGAUGGAGGAAGCUAGAGAGCUUUUAGCAUCUACCAUUCUCACUCACGUACCAGUGAAGGAGUUUAACUUUCGGGCCAAGUGCAUCUAUCUGGCCGUAAUGGUACGGAGGGUGAUUCUGGCCCAGGGGGACAAUAAGGUGGAUGAUCGGGAUUACUAUGGGAACAAACGUCUGGAGUUAGCCGGCCAGCUCCUGUCUCUGCUGUUUGAGGAUCUCUUUAAGAAGUUCAACUCGGAGCUGAAGAAGAUUGCGGAUCAGAUCAUACCGAAGCAGAGAGCCGCUCAGUUUGACGUGGUCAAGCACAUGAGACAGGACCAGAUCACUAACGGCAUGGUCAACGCCAUCUCCACCGGGAACUGGUCUCUGAAGAGAUUUAAGAUGGACAGGCAGGGCGUGACCCAGGUGCUGUCUCGUCUCUCCUACAUCUCCGCCCUGGGCAUGAUGACCAGGAUCUCCUCUCAGUUUGAGAAGACGAGGAAGGUCAGCGGUCCACGUUCGCUCCAGCCCUCUCAGUGGGGAAUGCUGUGCCCCUCAGACACUCCUGAAGGAGAGGCUUGUGGUCUGGUGAAGAACCUGGCUCUAAUGACUCACAUCACCACUGACAUGGAGGAUGGACCUAUCAUCAAAUUAGCCUUUAACCUGGGCGUGGAGGAUGUAAACCUGCUAUGUGGAGAGGAACUCUCCUACCCCAGUGUCUUCCUCGUCUUCCUCAACGGUACCAUACUCGGCGUGAUCAGAAAUCAUCGCAAACUGGUCAGCACAUUCAGACUGAUGAGACGGGCUGGUUUCAUUAACGAGUUUGUGUCCAUCUCCACCAACCUGACCGACCGCUGUGUCUACAUCUCCUCAGACGGAGGACGGCUGUGCAGACCUUAUAUCAUUGUGAAGAAUGGACAGCCAGCUGUGAAGAACAAACACAUUGAGGAGUUGUCUCAAGGCUACAGAAACUUUGAGGAUUUCCUCCAUGAGAGUUUGGUGGAGUAUCUGGAUGUGAAUGAAGAGAAUGACUGCAGCAUUGCCUUGUAUGAACACAUGAUCACAAAAGACACUACGCAUUUGGAGAUUGAGCCCUUCACUCUCCUGGGAGUUUGUGCCGGCCUUAUUCCUUAUCCCCACCAUAACCAGUCCCCCAGGAACACUUACCAGUGUGCUAUGGGAAAACAGGCCAUGGGUACUAUUGGCUAUAACCAGAGGAACAGAAUCGACACCCUCAUGUACUUACUGGCGUAUCCUCAGAGACCUAUGGUGAAGACUAAGACCAUCGAGUUGAUAGAUUUCGAGAAGCUUCCGGCCGGGCAGAACGCCACAGUGGCGGUGAUGAGUUACAGUGGAUAUGAUAUCGAGGAUGCUCUGGUGCUGAACAAGGCCUCUCUGGACAGAGGUUUCGGGAGAUGUCUGGUGUACAAGAACGCUAAGUGCACCCUCAGACGCUACACCAACCAGACCUUUGACAAAGUGAUGGGUCCCAUGCUAGAAGCAGAAACACGCAAACCCAUCUGGAGGCACAGUGUCCUGGACGCUGAUGGCAUCUGUUCCCCUGGUGAACGGGUGGAGAAUAAACAGGUGCUGGUGAAUAAGUCCAUGCCCACAGUCACCCAGACGCCACUGGAGGGCAGUGCCCAGCCUGGCCAGCCGCAGUACAGAGACGUGCCCAUAACGUAUAAAGGUGCCACAGACUCGUAUAUCGAGAAGGUGAUGAUAUCGUCCAACGCUGAGGAUGCUUUCCUCAUCAAGAUCCUGCUCCGCCAGACCAGACGCCCCGAGAUCGGAGACAAGUUCAGCAGUCGACACGGCCAGAAAGGUGUGUGUGGACUGAUUGUUCCUCAAGAGGAUAUGCCCUUCUGUGACUCCGGCAUCUGCCCAGACAUCAUCAUGAACCCUCAUGGCUACCCCUCCAGAAUGACUGUAGGGAAGCUGAUUGAGCUGUUGGCAGGUAAAGCCGGGGUCCUGGACGGACGUUUUCACUACGGCACAGCGUUCGGAGGAAGUAAAGUGAAGGACGUAUGUGAAGAUCUCAUUCGCUAUGGAUACAAUUACCAGGGCAAGGACUACGUCACGUCUGGCAUCACAGGAGAGCCUUUAGAGGCAUAUAUCUACUUCGGUCCAGUGUAUUACCAGAAGUUGAAACACAUGGUGUUGGAUAAGAUGCAUGCUAGAGCCCGUGGGCCCAGAGCUGUGCUCACCAGGCAGCCAACAGAGGGUCGGUCCAGAGACGGCGGUCUGCGUCUCGGUGAGAUGGAGAGGGACUGUCUGAUAGGCUACGGGGCCAGCAUGCUCCUGCUGGAACGCCUCAUGAUCUCCAGUGAUGCUUUCGAGGUGGACGUGUGUGGGCAAUGUGGCCUUCUGGGAUACUCAGGCUGGUGUCAUUACUGUAAAUCGUCCUGUCAUGUGUCAUCUCUGCGUAUUCCCUACGCCUGCAAACUCCUCUUCCAGGAGCUCCAGUCCAUGAACAUCGUGCCCCGACUGAAACUGGCCCGCUACAACGAGUGAACGGGAGCGGGUAAAGCGUUCAAAGGGUUAAGGCUACCUCGCGUCUUCAGACUUGCUGUAUAUGCAAACACGGAAACGGACGGAAAGCGUAAGGUCACACUUUUCUUCACAAAUAAGAGACGGCGAAGAGGUGUCGAAGCUUUACAGACAUCAGAAAGCCAUUUUUUUUUUUUUGUGAUCACCAUCUUUAUGUUUGCAAAUGAAGAUCUUUAAUUUGUAAAUGAUUUGUUGCUAGAAGCGAAGUUAUAAUCGCUUCAGAGGCAGUUUACAGUUGGCAUCUGCUUGAGUUGGUCAAGCCAAAAGAAAGAUUCUUGGCUCUGAUUUCUGGACAAAUAAAGAAAUCUAUUUGUCAUUGUUUCAUUGGUUUUGCACCUUCACA